AUGGAUGUGGGCCCGGGUGAACCAAUUUCUAAUCCACGAUCACAAGAUGGCAUGGUGGAAAACCAGUCAAACUACGAGGGAGAAAUUCUUAUCAAGUCGAGUUCUGUACCAUGUGAAGUCGAGCAUGGGCGGGAUGUCGAAACAACAGACCCAGCUCCGGAAGAAUCAAUUGUGGAAACAAGGGAAGUAUCUAAGAAGUCUAUGUUGGAAAAUUAUAAACCCGAGGACCUUGAUGAUGAGGUUGAGCAUGCUGAGUUAGAAUAG
Molecule: messenger RNA, 264 nt
Organism: Arabis nemorensis
Lineage: Eukaryota; Viridiplantae; Streptophyta; Magnoliopsida; Brassicales; Brassicaceae
Source: the annotation of a GenBank genome assembly